Messenger RNA from Rosa rugosa (rugosa rose), 831 nucleotides. RefSeq lists its product as uncharacterized. The transcript has 3 exons. Bases 300 to 539 code for a protein of 79 amino acids. NCBI's taxonomy places the organism in Eukaryota, Viridiplantae, Streptophyta, Magnoliopsida, Rosales, Rosaceae. Gene Ontology annotation, molecular function: structural constituent of ribosome. Gene Ontology annotation, biological process: mitochondrial translation. The record is from RefSeq and is a predicted model, not a curated record.
AUUGCUAAACCAAACCAAACCAAACCAAAUGACAGCACUAUUUUAAGCCUUUAAUAUUAUGGAUUUAAACCUUGGAACAAGGGUAGCCGAAACAUGAAAGCCAGUUAUCCAAGCCCGAUACUUGGGCAUAGGCAGCUUGAGUCGGUCCGUAAUUUAGGCCCAUCCCAUUUCAGCUGUAUCUUUUUCAGUCCCCAACUAACUAAGAAAAACCUCCAACAUCUCUGCAAUCAACCCAGCAAAGCCAUAGUGCCAGUGUCCCCUUCUAUCGCCUUCUUCUGCGAUUAAUCGAGACGAUUCGGAUGGGUCGCAAAGCAGGUUCGAUAUACAUUAAUCCAAAGAAAUUUGGUGCUUUUCACAAACCUUGCAUGAAGGAAAUGGUAACAUUUCUCAGUUGCUUGGCUCUUAACAGCAACUGUGAUGAGAAGUGUGUAAGGCAGAAGGACCUUUUGAGUACUUGCAUGGAUUCUCAGAGCAAGAAAAACAAGUCAAUGGGAAGCAUUAAUUACCACUUGCAGAGGCUAAGCAGGGGAAGGAAGUAGUUUGUGUCUUGUAGAGAGCAAACUUAUAACUAAGGUUUGAUUCUUUGCAGUCAUCGGGUGGCAGAUGGUAAGUUAGGGAAGCUGUUCUAUUGUUGCACCUUUAGAAUGUUAACGUAUAAUUCUCCAUUUUGAUUGUAGUGCCUAAGCUGUGAGAAAUUAUGGAGAUAUUAUUUUCAACAAUUCUCUUGUAGUUGAUGAUAUUUCAACGAAUUUUGUAAUAAUAUGUAAACCAGUCUUGAACAAUUACUCCUCUAAUUAAAGAAACAUAAUAUCUGUAAGAAAAGUUUAGAGA